AUGGAAGAGCUUUCAACAACCAGCAACAGGAGGGAGAAACUGUCGAAGCCUCUUCUACCCGAGGACAUUCCAAGAAUGGUUACUGGGCCCCAGCUUAAGAUCCCUGAGAGGAGUGUCGAGGAGUUCCAGGACAUUUUGGACAUGGAGCCGAAGGAAGGGCUUUUUUUUUACAUAAGGAUUCCAGGGCUGAUUUUCGUCGGGUCUGUCGCAGGAUAUAUAAUAGGAAAGACAGGCCUCAGUGUUGUCAACCUGUUCUUUGUUGGAUAUGUGAUUUUCUUUGUCUACAAUCGGAAGAUUGAGAGGUUUACCAGAAGCCUCAAAUCAUUGGUAUACCACAGCGCAAGGCAGGAGAAGGCCAGGAACAACGGAGAAACUGUUGAAUGGCUGAACUACAUUGUUAAGAAGUUCUGGGAGGUUGGAGAGCCCGUUAUAUCUGCACAGGUGUACCAGCAGGUCAACAACGAGCUUCUCAAGGUUACGCCACCCUUUCUCAACGGGUUAAGGCUGACGGAGUUUACUCUUGGAAGUCGCUCACCGUUUAUAGAGGGGAUAUCAUACAUCAGCAUGGACGGAAACACCCUCGCAAUUGAGAUAGAUGUUGCGUUUGUACCGUUGGAGAUAAGCAGGGAUGUGGUCAAUUAUCUGGAGAACGACAGCAAGAACUGGAACUCGAAGAUCCAGCUAUCUGCCAGGGUUGGGACAAGAAAUGGAAUAGGAAUCAAUCUCCCGAUUCUUGUCAAGGAGCUGUUUUUCAAGGGGAGAGUCAGGGUUGUUGCAAAUUUGUUCUCCAAGAACGUGUUCAUCAAAGACGUGGAGGUGUGCCUGAUGGACAGCCCUGAGUUUGACUUCACCCUUGUUCCGCUGAAGAUGGUGGACAUAAUGGACGUUCCUGGGCUCAGCAGAUGGAUAAGGGGCAUAAUCAACUCAACCUUAGCAACGACUAUUGUCAACCCAAGCUCGAUCACAAUUGAUGUUGACCAUAUUUCGAAGGACAAGGGAAAAACAAUUGGUGUUGUGUGUCUCCAGAUACUUAGCCUCGAGAACGAGGACGAGGAAAGGCUGACUGUUGAGAUUGAUAUAGACGGCAGGGUUGAAUAUCAGACCAGAUAUGGAGGAGGAAAGGAGAUAGUCUACAACGAGCACUUCUACAUUCCCAUUGAGAAUGUCGACUCAAGGAUUGGGUUGUCUCUGAGAAGCGAGUCAAGAAAAACCAGAAGAAGAAACGGGUCGAUAUUUCUGAAAAACCUCCCGCUGGACAGGAUUGAGGAAUCUGUAAAGAACGAGCUGUACGAGCCCAAAAGAACCUUCUUCAACAAAGCAAGGCUGGUUAAGGACGAGCAGACGUAUUCCUUCAUAAACACAAACCUGCAGUUCUAUCCCAUACAGAAGGAAAGAAGCAAUAGUGGCAUAGUGAAGAUGGCCUUGAUAGGCAUUGAGGAUCUCCGGGGAAACAAGGCGUCGAAGGCAUAUACAUAUUCGACGUUCUGCACGGUAAUUGUGUCGCCCAUCAACCGGGAGGAGGCUAGCAUUCCAACAGGCUUUAUUGAGAAUACAGUCAGUGUGACGGCAAUGAUGGUGAGUGGAAUCAUCAACACAACUGGGAGUGUCAUCACAAAUAUUAUUCCUGGGCUUGAGACAACGACUACAAGGCUUCUCCCUUCAUCAAAGAACACUUUCUAUGUGUUUGAGUCGAAGAGAAUAUUUGGGACCAACUCUCCGAUCUACAACGAAAGCUUCACGUUCUUCUGCAGAGACAUCCAGGCUGACGUUGUAUCGAUAUGCGUAAUGAACGACAAAACCAAUGAGGUGAUAGGAAGGGUGUCUAUUCCUGUAAGAGACAUCCACUUCAACAAGAAGGAGAAGUAUAAGCUCAACGAUGCCCACAGUGGCAGGAUGGAGCUUUCGUUUACAAUUGAUUAUGUGGACAUGGUUGACAAGGUAACUAGAUUUAUAAACUACGAGAGGAUGUUAAAGAUUUCUGUCGACUCGAUGAAUGAAAAGGGGGUGUACUAUGCAAUAUUUGAGACAAGCACUGACUGCUUCAGGAUGGAGACAUUCACAUCUGCCCUGCCGAUAAAAAGGACGGUUUAUGUUCCUGUCCAGGCGCAGGACACCUUGAAGUUUCGGCUGUACAAGGAAACGAUAAACGGCGAUGUGUUUAUCGGAGAGGACAGAAUAAGCUGCAGGCCCUGUGAUGGGCUCAGAAAGGAGGCCUUUCUACUUGACGAGCAGAUAAGCCUGACGCUUAGCAUUGAGGAGGAGGCUCUCCGGGAUUAUUCGGGAGCGCCUGAGGACAAGGGCAAUGUCAAGGUAAUCCAGGCGAAGUUCGGAAGGUUCUAUGGACACAGCCAGGAAAUGUUUUUUGAGUUUAGUAACAAGUACGGGAUGAUCGGAGCCUCUGGAUUCACCAGGAGUGGAAAGCUCAAUGAUACAUUCACAUUUAUUUCUGGGUGCGAGGAGAUAUAUGCUGUUGUGAAGAGCGGCAACCAAAUGACCAACUCGACGCUGGGCCAAUGUGUAGUUCCCAAGAGAGCCUUGAAUGAAAGGGUCGUGCUGAAUGAGCACGGAUUGUCUGUUGACAUGGAGGUGAAGAUUCAGGGGUGCUCAUACAAGCCAACUUCGAUGCUGAAGGCCGGAUAUCUUGAGGUGUACAUAAAAAAUGGAAGCAAUAUCCGGUCAGUAACACAGAACCCGAUCGACACAUACUGCAAGAUCCUGGUCAAUGAGACCAAGGUAUACACUACCAAGCCUGUACGCAGGAACAGCCAUCCAGUCUUCAAUGAGUCGUUUAUUAUGGAGAUAGACAAGACAAAAGACAUAUUUGGAGUACAGAUAUGUGACUACAAUGUCUCUGAGAGGAAUGCACUUCUGUACUACACGGAGUUUUCACUACACAAUCUAUCCGAGGGAUUCAGCGAGAUGGAGUUUGGCCUCUUCGAUGGAAAGACUUUCCAGUCGGUCGACUCCACGAUCAGAAUUGGAUUCAACUUCUGCGCAGACCAUAAGAGCUUGAAGAUCAGGAAGAGGGGAAUUCUGAGUGAUUUCUUUGGAUUCUGA
Messenger RNA from Encephalitozoon cuniculi GB-M1, 3057 nucleotides. RefSeq lists its product as uncharacterized. The transcript has a single exon. Bases 1 to 3057 code for a protein of 1018 amino acids. The record is from RefSeq and is marked provisional. Lineage: Eukaryota; Fungi; Microsporidia; Unikaryonidae. Gene Ontology annotation, molecular function: lipid binding.